AAUCAGUGAAAAGAGGCACAGGCAGACACAUUCCCCCGCAGUUUACAUCUGAAGCAGCACUGAGGAGGAUGGAUUGUUCAGAGGAGCUUCAGUCUGUGUCCGAGGAGCCCUGCGCUCAGAUGGAGCUAAAGAAGGGAAUGUCCAUCUUCAUUGACAUUCUGCGACGGGCCGAUAAAAACGACGACGGAAAGCUGUCCUUUGAUGAAUUCAAAUCCUACUUCUCUGAUGGAGUCCUGACUGCAGAGGAACUGAAGGAGCUCUUCCACACAAUUGAUACUCAUAACACAGACAACGUGGACACAGAUGAACUCUGCGAGUACUUCUCCCAGCACCUUGGAGAAUAUGAGAAUGUUCUUGCAGCUUUGGAAGAAUUGAAUAUGUCCAUACUAAAAGCAAUGGGCAAAACAAAGAAGGACUAUCAGGAGUCCACCCACCUGGAGCAGUUUGUGACCCGCUUCUUGCUGAAGGAGACGACCAAUCAGCUUCAUUCGCUUCAAAGCUCGCUGGAGUGCGCCAUGGAAACCACAGCCGAGCAGACCCGGCAGGAGAAACAGGGCCCCGUGAAGCCGGAGGUUCUGUCCAUCCAGCUUUCGGGUCGGCGUUCCAAUCGAAGGCUUCAGAGAAACAACAGCCUCUCUCCCAACAACCCUCUCCUCAGUCUUGUCAAUUCAGGUGUUUACGAUGAAGAUUGUCAGUGGACGGUUCAGGUCAACAGGCUGCAGAAGCUGCUCGACCGUCUAGAACAAAAGGAGAUCCGUAUGGAGCCGGUUGAAGAGGAGGUUUUGGAGAGCAAAUCGCACAUCCUAAUAGUCCAGAGGCAGCUGUCCGUGCUGGAGGAGGAGCUGGAGGAGUUUCGAUUGGCACUCAGGCAGUAUGUGGAUUGUGCCUGCGUCCAGACAGGAUGCUUACACAUCGCAGUUCAGCGGCUGGCAAAUGAAUCACGCUUCAUCCUCUACGAAUUCUGGGAGCACAACAACGUGUGGAAGAACCACCUUCAGACCAACUACAGUAAAACCUUCCAGAGGGGGAACGUAGACUUCCUGGAAACUCCUGAGACCCUUACCACCAUGCUUGUUCCUGCUUCUUGGUGGGUCCUCAACAACAACUGAGAGCUCCACAGCACCACUCACCAAUCGUCACCAAUGGGUGUGAGGAGCAAGCAGACACCUGUCAACACAUCGCCAGUCCACAGAAACGCCUCUCACUCCUCAAAGCAGCAUCACUUGUGAAGCCAUGGUGAUUAGUAUUUAUGACUUUCCAUGUUCCUUCAAAGUUCAGUGGUAGCUCCAGUAGCUCACGUCUGUGUCUGUUUACACUUGUACAAGAAGAAGCUCUUUAACCCUAAAAGCUACGAGCUCAUCAGUGACCCAUCCGAUGGUCUGACACGUUCGCCGGCACGUCAGUCCGAGCUGAGCCGAAAUAUUGUUGUGUUUGUUUCUUCUUUUUAAGGACAUUGAACCGAUUACGGUCUGGUUUUAGGAUUAUAUUCAUAGUUAGGUUUGGUUUGAAUUUACAUUUUAUUAUCAUCGUUGUUGUUUGCGUUAAAUGGGCGUCCUCGUUUGGGUAAAACAUUGUGUGAGGGCGAACGAGACGUGGUUAUGAAGCACUUAGAAUGACACUGUAUCAAUUGUAGCAGCUCCAGGGAGCUCAUUAAACUAUACUUCUGUAGUUUCUAUCUUUAAUGUGUUUAACGGAGACGACGUCUCAAAUAAAGAUGAUAUCGUUGUGUA
Molecule: messenger RNA, 1730 nt
Organism: Fundulus heteroclitus (mummichog)
Lineage: Eukaryota; Metazoa; Chordata; Actinopteri; Cyprinodontiformes; Fundulidae
Gene: necab1
Product: N-terminal EF-hand calcium binding protein 1
Exons: 13
Coding region: 69-1109 (346 amino acids)
Biological process (GO): regulation of amyloid precursor protein biosynthetic process
Cellular component (GO): cytoplasm
Molecular function (GO): calcium ion binding
Source: RefSeq, a predicted model, not a curated record